Molecule: messenger RNA, 4101 nt
Organism: Pseudozyma hubeiensis SY62
Lineage: Eukaryota; Fungi; Basidiomycota; Ustilaginomycetes; Ustilaginales; Ustilaginaceae
Exons: 1
Coding region: 1-4101 (1366 amino acids)
Molecular function (GO): guanyl-nucleotide exchange factor activity; metal ion binding
Source: RefSeq, a predicted model, not a curated record
AUGGCAUCUGUCCCAAGGCGCGACUCUUCCAUCUCGUUUCCUACGCUGCCCGCCUCGCCCACGAAGCCUUCAACACAGGCGCAGCUGCCCACCUUCUCCACAUCGCAAUGCUUCGAUCAUGACGAGCAUAUAUCCAUGCCACCGCCGCGAGCUAUCACCAAGCCAGCUCAACCGAACCGCAACUCGGUCGCUUCAGACGAUUCGUCUGCUGCUUCCUCCGCCGACUACUUUGGUAACAGUGUAGCCACAAGCAGACCCGUCUCUGCCACGACGCUCGCAUCCUCCCGUCCAUCCUCUGUCGCCUCCAACGCAUCUUCCAGCAGCCAUGUUCAAGGCCAGCUCACCGCGUGUGCCGAUCUGCUCAGUCCUGGCCUGGCAUCUGCCUUGGGUCUCCUCCCCCAUCAGCCCAAUCACAUUGCCUUCCCCUCCUCAUCUCGGAGCGCCGCGGCUCAAGCGCCCUCAGAUCCGAGCAGCAGCGCACGUCCAGCGCAAAGACGCGUUCGAGCACAGAGCGCACACACCGGCGCUCUCGCCACUCGACGCCCUGCCCUUCCCACGGCAUCCAACGUGAAUCACCGCAUCAGCGUAGCCAGUGUGUCGAGCUUCGAAAGCUUACCCGAAGACGAGAUCGUCCAUGGCUUUCUUGCUCCUGGCGUCAUGCAGUCCAAGUCGCGUGCAACCAGCUACGAUCGCAUCGCCCGUAGCACAACGUUGGGUCAUUCGCAGCCGAAAGAAGAUGUCGCACGCAGCCGCACUCCCGAACGCUCAGGCUCAGCAACCUCAUUCGACAGCGCUUCCAUCACCAACUCCUCCGACGAAUCGUCCGCAGCCGAUCAUCCCUCAGAUUCUGCCUCGGCGGUCUCCUCCUCGGCAGCCUCUUCGGCUCAUGUCGCAGCCACCAGCAGCGCAAGCUCCACUUCCACCAUCACCGCCGGCUCUUCUCGUCCGAGCUACUUCCUCCGGCGUGCUGCCACCGCUCCUGCACCUGUCGCCGACAUGACGCUCCUCAUGGCGCAUCGCAAACGUAGCGCCAGGGAGCUUCUGGAUACCGAACGCUCCUUCGUUGCCAGUUUGACACUGAUAAACCAAGAGUACUACCAACCCCUCAUGGCUAGUCUAGGCAAAGGCAAAGCUCCUGCGACCGCAUCGCCCACUGCUUCAGCUCCCAUCCUCUCGCGCAAAUCCAUCAACGAUAUCUUCUCUAACUUCUACGACAUCAUGCAGCUUAGCAAAGAGUUGCUCAGCCAGCUCGAAGAGCGUCUGCAGGUGGCGGUAUGGCCGGUUGCUGCUCAUGCGUCGACCAUGAGCCAGAUCCGUCCAGAGAUGCGCUGGGACGCCUCCGUCGACUGUAUCGGUGACAUUCUGGCUACGCUAGCACCUUUCCUCAAGAUGUACUCGCUCUACGUCAAGAACUUCAGCAGCGCACUCCAGCGAAUCGAGCACGAGCAAAAAACCAACGAACCUUUCGCCAGAUUUCUUAAGGAGACGGAUCAGAAGCGUGCCGCCAAGGAGAAGAUCACCUCCGCCACCGGAAGCGUACGACACGCCUUCGGCUACGGACUUGGCUUCCAAGCCCAUCUGCUCACCAUCGUACAGAGGAUACCUCGUUACAAGCUGCUCGUAGACGACCUGCUCAAAUCCACGCCAGAGACGCAUCCUGACCACGUCGAUCUCGUUCGCGCAGGUCAUAUGAUCGAGCAGGUGGCGUCUUACAUCAACGAGAACGUGCGGCAGCACGAAAUGGUGCUCACCAUGCUCGGUCUGCAAAAGAGCCUUCAAGGACUCACCGAGCCGCUCGUCGCGCCCGGAAGAGCCCUCAUCAAGCGCGGUACCCUCAUGAAGACGUGCCGUCGCAACAUCCAGCCCCGCGAGUUCUUCCUCUUCACCGACUGCCUCAUCUAUGCCAGUCCCAUUUCGGGAAGCAUGGAGUCGGCAUCGGCGGCCUGGACGGCGCUCGCGCAGCGCGGAGGAAUGUACGGAGCUAGCGCGAUGGAGCAGAUCUAUUCUUCCACCAGCAUGCUGUCACCUUCGUCAGGCGCAGCUUCGCCUAUUGAGUCUGUCUUGACACCGCCCAGCAUGGCACCGCCUCUGGGUCCGCGCGCUAGGCUGACAUCGAUUCCCGAGCCUUACACUCCCUUGACAGGCGCCAUUUUCUCGCUGGCUGGGCACCAGCUGCAGUUCCGAGACAAGUUCGGGCUGCGUGACUGCACGGUCGUGAGCGUCGACGGUACUAGUGUGGACGGUCUGCGCCACUGCUUCGAGAUUCGCACACCGGACAAAUCCUUUGCCGUCUAUGCUGAGAGCCAGGCUAGCAGGGAAGCGUGGGUCAACAGCAUUCGCGACGCGCGUAGCGAUCUCAUGUCUGCGCGUCGAACCUUGAAGGCCGAAGAGGACAGCAUCGAGGCCAAGAGGGAGAGGCGACGCUCGCUGUACAAGGUCGACGCCUCCAAGGCAGCCAGUAGGCGUCUCAGCACGCAGAGCUUGGGCGCCUAUCUUGCUGCUACCAACCUGAUAGGUCAAGACAAGACGGUCGCGACGGCGGAACAGCCUGCCGAGACGAGCACCUCUCGAUCCGUAUCGCAGGAACGCGAGGCUCCGCAGCGCAGAUCCCGGGUGGAUUCGCUCCCCAAUCUGCUCAUGCGCCCUCCUUCCUUUCCUUCGUUUGCGGCAAACGGCACCAGCCUGUCGCUGGCAAAUCUGCUGGCUGCGAACGCGACUACGGCAGCUCCACCAGCCCUUCGUGUGUUGGAGGACUACAACGCGCCUGUGUGGGUACCAGACAAUCGGGCAGACAAGUGUUGCAACUGUCAAGAAGUCUUUGGCAUGUGGCGUCGCAAACACCACUGCCGGCUGUGCGGGCAGGUGGUCUGUUGGACCUGCUCGCAACGCUCUUUCCUGAUUCCUAGCUACCACGAUGGUGAGCCAGAUCGACCGGCGCGAGCGUGCGAUCGAUGCUACGACAGCGUCUUCCCGCCCGAGAGCCCCGACGACUCAGAGGCAACGGCGACGGCGCCUACGGUGGUAGCCACUUCUGUGGCCCCCGACAGCGCCGACAUGUCGUCCGUGCCGAGCACGGGCACAGACGAGAGCGUUGCUCAAACGCUGGAUGCGUAUCGUAUGGGUACCUCGGGCACAGAGACGGAUGUCGAAAGCAGUCGUCUUGGCUCUCCUCUCACUCCGCCGGUCAUGUGCGACUCGCCCGAUGCAGGAGCGGAGCAGCCAAGUGUGAGGGCGUCCGACGUGAACGCGCAGUCUUCCGCGAUGGUCAAGAAGGAUGGCGAAGUUCUGCGACCCAAAUCGCUACGCUUCGAUGCCCUGCCACCAUCCGAGCUCGCCGUCGGUGCUGCGGACAGCAGAAGUGACGCCGGGCUUACAGCACCGCCUUCGCCCACCGAAGCAUCUCUUCCGCCGGCACAGGCAGCUGCCCUGCCUGCGACGUCUCAAGUCGAACGCAGGAGCAGCGUCAGUGCACGCUCUUCGCCUGUGCGACCGAGUCAACCGCCCGUAUUGCCAACACGGUCAAAGUCGUUGGCAGGCCCUCUGGCUUCAAGCUCGGCGCGGGUCAUGUCGAACGAUUCGAGACUCAACCGCGCUUCGGCUCUGGAAGCCCAUCAUCUGUUCACCAGCCACUAUCGCAACUCUCAGAUCCAGGCAGCCACUUCGGGAUCGGGAACCUUUCGUCUCGUGACGCCGCGACUGACCACCCCCGAAUCGGAGCUGCCUCCUGGCGCAAGCAAGCGCAGUGGUUUUUCUCCCAGCAUCAUGGAUGCCGGCUACUUUGGGGGAGCUGCGGGCGCCAUUCAGGAGGAUGCCGAGGAUGAGAAUGCCUCUCAAAUUCCUGGCACAAGCGCAGGCACGAGCCCUCUCAAGACGUCGGAACCAUUCAAGCCGUGGAUGCUGCAUGCCAUGUCUCCGACCGGUGGUGCGCCGCAACUGCGUCCGGCUCGCAAGCGUCCGCUAAGCGCUGCAGCUCGCCUCAGCAGCUUCUAUGGACCUCUGCUGGCUAGCAGCAGCAGCAACAAAGACGUGACGCAGGGUCGAGCUUCGCAGGUCAACGCAUCUCCCUCCAAACUUGAGGCUAACGACACGAACAAAAUUUGA